This is a messenger RNA of Gasterosteus aculeatus aculeatus (three-spined stickleback), 2219 nucleotides long. Lineage: Eukaryota; Metazoa; Chordata; Actinopteri; Perciformes; Gasterosteidae. The record is from RefSeq and is a predicted model, not a curated record.
GAAGUCAAUAAUAAACCAACCAGGACAAAAACAUUUUAACCUCACAAGGCAGAUUAGGAAAAAUCGAGAAUAAAAUAUGGGAGCAGAUUUAAUCAUCAAUUCCUAAUAAAUGUCAGGACUGUUUUCAUCCCGAGUCCCCAGGAUCACAUUGAUUGUAAAAAAGGUCUUUUCAUCACUCUCGUUAUCUUCCUUCCUGGCUUUCUGUGUGCCAGACGAAAAUUCGGCCAUGGACAUCGGCGGUUUGGAGACGGUGGUGGCGAACUCGGCCUACGUUUCGGCUCGUGGAAGUGUGGACGGAGCGGCGGCGGCGUCCAUGCGCGACAAGAAGAUGCGUGCCAGGCUGAAGCUCCCGCACAUCAGAGAUUGCGAACACAUGAAAACCACUGUGGACGCCGCCUUCGACAGCCUGUGCGUCAAACAGCCCAUCGGCAAGCGCCUCUUCCAACAGUUUCUGGAGAGUGAGCCGAACCACCGGAACGCCGCGGAGCUGUGGAAGGACAUCGAGGCCUACACCGUAUGUCAGGAAACAGAGAGAGCGCAGAAGGCUCAAAACAUGGUCAAUAAGUACUACAAGUCAGCUUCCAAGAACUUCUGCGGCUUCUUGGAAGAGAAGGCCGUCGCCCGGGUUGUCGAAGACUUCAAGAACUCUCGCGGUGACCUGUUCAAAGAGAGCGAGCAGCAGCUCCUCAGACACCUGGAGGAGAAGGCCACGGCCGGCUUCAAGGGCAGCAUGUUCUUCCUGCGUUUUGUUCAGUUCAAAUAUCUGGAGAGCCUGCCUUGUGACGAGGAGUGGUUCAUGGACUUCAGGGUCCUGGGUAAAGGAGGUUUCGGGGAGGUGUUUGCUUGUCAGGCCAAGGCGACGGGCAAAAUGUACGCCAACAAGAAGCUGGAGAAGAAGAGGCUGAAGAAACGCAAGGGCUACGAGGGCGCAAUUGUGGAGAAGCGCAUCCUCGCGAAAGUUCACAGUCGCUUUAUUGUGACGCUGGCUUAUGCCUUCCAGACGAAGACUGACCUCUGCCUGGUCAUGACCAUCAUGAACGGUGGAGACCUCAGGUUUCAUAUGUAUAACGUGGAUGAAAAGAAUCCUGGUUUUGACGAGAAGAGAACGUGUUUCUAUACAGCUCAGAUCAUCUGUGGGCUGGAGCACCUUCACCAGCACAGGAUCGUCUACAGAGACCUGAAACCAGAGAACGUGCUGCUGGAUGAUGCAGGACACGUCCGUCUGUCUGAUUUGGGUCUGGCUGUUGAACUUCCACCAGGACAAGACACAACUACUGGAUAUGCAGGAACUCCAGGUUUCAUGGCUCCUGAGCUGCUGGAGAAGAAGCAGUACGACUACUCGGUGGACUACUUCACGCUGGGAGUCACCAUUUUUGAGAUGAUUGCCGCCAAAGGGCCUUUUAGAGUACGAGGAGAAAAGGUUGAGAAUGAUGAGGUAGCUCGGAGAAUCCUGAACGAUCCAGUUUCCUACACACCAAACUUCAGCCAAGCAUGCAAGGAUCUCUGUGAAGGCCUGAUGCAGAAGGACCCAUCUAAACGCCUCGGCUUCAAAAAUAACCAUUGUGAAGAGCUGAAGAAUCAGCCGUUCUUCAAAGACAUUAACUGGGGCCGCCUGGAAGCCGGUAUGCUGCCUCCACCAUUCGUCCCCGAUCCCAAGAUGGUCUACGCCAAAGAUAUUGACGACGUGGGCGCCUUCAGCUCCAUCAAAGGUGUGGUCCUGGACAACAAGGACACGGAGUUCUACAGUGACUUUGCUUCCGGCAACGUCCCGAUACCUUGGCAGGAGGAGAUGAUCGAGACCGGCGUUUUUGGAGAGAUGAAUAUCUGGGGAGAGAAAGGCAAGCUGCCCAAUGACCUCAAUCCAAACCACGUGGAGGCCAAAGGUGGAGGAUGUGUGCUCCUUUGAGCAGAGACAGAAGGAAACAGGGGAGAAGAAUGUCUUUAAUCUGACACAUUAGGAUACAUCUGUACUGUAUUCUGUAAUUGUCGCAGUGAAUUCAUACAUUUGUAAAUAUAACUAUCAUGCACCUACAUUUUAAUAUUUACAGUGUAUACAACAACAUACCACAUAUGUCAAUAUGUUGUUUAGUUUUUACAGACAAACUGAACAAAAGUUGUUAUACAGAAGCGAUAUACAAGGUUUAUACAAUAAAUCGAAAGGAAAGCAUUGACAUGAUAACAAUAUGUUAUGUCUUCUUAGAUAGAAAAUGUUUUAGUUA